AUGGUCCGCCAAUCUCAAGACCCCCACCAAGGAGGCAGCCUCUCCGACUUCGCCGUCAGCGGUACUUCCAUCCCCGACGACGCCGGCAAAAUGAACACAAUCCCCUCCGUCCCACGUCCAGACCAACGUGCCGAGCACCCAGCCUACACAAACGCCGGCCUGGCCCAGCCCUCAACCGCCUCCGCAGCAGACAACGCCACCGAUCUGCCCCGUUCAACUCGUGACGUGGGACAGACGGGCGAAGUCCUGACCGGAACGGGGGAUACUCUCCCGGCAAGUAUUGAGUCUAAGCGUGCGUUUAUGGGGACGAAUAUCCCCGGUGGAACGGGAGAUGCGCGGGGGAUGAAGCAUCAUAAUCAUAAUCGGAGUCAGUUUGAUCGGUAUGUUAAGGAGGAUGAGGAUGCGGGGGAGAAUGUUGGGGAGCACAGAUUGAGGAAUGAGUGA
Penicillium subrubescens is the source of this 444-nucleotide messenger RNA. RefSeq lists its product as uncharacterized. The coding region runs from base 1 to 444 and encodes 147 amino acids. The transcript has a single exon. NCBI's taxonomy places the organism in Eukaryota, Fungi, Ascomycota, Eurotiomycetes, Eurotiales, Aspergillaceae. The record is from RefSeq and is a predicted model, not a curated record.